AUGCGAACUCGAUUUCUGAACAUCGACUACUUUGCCUCUUCUCCCCUGGAAACACUAACAUUCCUGAAUCUCCCAGUUCCUCACCUCCCUGCUUUACGGCUCGCAUUCUCUAAUGAAGACGAGCUUCUCCGCUUCGAUUAUAUUCUCAAUCUCCCUCUCACGAUCGAGAGGCUACCUAUCGAUGCCGCUCUCUCGAAGUUUUUUUCUGAUGUUAUUCCGGAUAAAUUUGGCGUCGAACAUGAAGAUUUUGAGGCUACUAGUUCUAGGAAUGGAGAUAGUUGCUUCGACGGGCGGAGGGGCUUGUGCUCUGUAGUUGUUGAUACAGGCUUCUUCGAGAAGGAAGCCGAGGUUCUUUAUGAAGAAAAGGAUGUGGGAAAUAAGUGGGCGUUUAUGUCCGAAACUAUGAAGCAGAUUGAUGAGACUGCUGAUGACGGUAAGAAUACACAUAGGUUUGAAGUGGUCCAAUUUGAGGUGCCAGAGCCGGAUAGCCUCCUGAAAACUCCUUGCUUUUAUGAGGACUGGGAAAUCAGAAAUCUUUCUCAAGUUCCUGAGAUAGAAAACCAUCCGGACAUGGUAAAACCAGGGCUUAUUAUGCAGUCCUCUAGUGAGGCUGAACAAGCAAUCUAUUCUCUUGAUUAUGUUUCUUCUGAGUAUCACAUUCGAGAAAAGACUCCAGUUAUAGAAGAUAGUGGUUCUUCCUGGGAUCAAAUACUCUUACAACACUGUGGAUUCCCCCUUCUAGAAGUGGAUGAAAUAAGUCUAACAAAAUUGACAGGCCGGUCUAUGGAGGCUGAACUUCUUUUGUUUCUUGAUAAAAUCCAAACCCAAAACUGGAAUAAAAACAAUGAUCUACUUGCUAAUGAGAGAGAAUCUCUGGGCUCUAUCAAGUAUGGUGUCUUAGAGUUUCUUGCAGAUAAUUCUCAGUCAAAGCAGUUUAUUGAUUCUGACUCAGAAUCGUUUGGUAUGUUUGUGGAAAUGGAUAUCAUAAGUGUGGUGGAAAUGUCACAGACUGAAGGAAGCUCUGUAUUUUGUGGACCAAAAUCUGAUCAUUACUUUUCAUUUGUUAGCCCCUUAAUCUUUCAAGAACCCCAGGUCCUUGACGUGGAUAUGUCCCAAAAGUUUGAAGUCUUCCUUUCUACGCAACCAACCAAUAAAACUGAAACAUGCGAUUGCAUGUUCAAGGAAGACACGAACUUUAAAAAUUUCAGUAACUUGAUUGUCAGUCAUGAGCUAGCCUUGGUAGAUGACACAUUCAAAUCUUUGCCUGUUCCUAUUCUUUCCAAUCAUGGAAAGAUAAAGUCACUAUAUGCAACUAUUAAGGAGAUGCUGCUUGAUUUAAAGCCUCAGCCCUUAUCUGCAUCUGAUGGAAUAUACCUGGAUUGGUUUCUUUUAGAGGAUGAUAAACAUGGCAAUAACGUAUGUUUUUCUUAUCAAGAUAUGCUAAAGGAAAUAAAUUGGUGCAGCAUUAAUUUCCAUAGUGAACUUUUUGAUGAGACGGAUUUUGUUUUUGACUUCAUUUUUUCUGAUGAUGCUUUGAAUGGGUGUAACAUGGAAGAAUAUAAAGAAUUGCUUAAUACUCAUUCAGAUUACAGUUUUCCACUUGAUGAUAAUUUCAUUGGAGUCAUUUCUGGUGAGUUGUUGGACAUUCGACAACCAAAACCAGGAAUUGAAGAACAACCAGCGGAAUAUAAAUCUGAAAAGAAGGCCUUAUUAUCCAAAUUCAGUAAUCUACAUCUUUUCUUGGGUCCUUUGAAUGAUGGAUCUGUAGUUGAGGCUUCUAAUGCUUGUGCUGAAUCUCUAGAGGUUCCAUCCGAUGGUUUGGAAGCAUCAUGCUCAUUGAGUAAUCUUCAAUUAAAGCAGUGGAAUAUAAUUUCUCAUACUGUUAAGUUGUCUAGUGAAAUUGUAUCUCUCGUUGAUCACUUUGAAAAGAGGCAAGCUUCCACAACUCUUCCUUUUGGCAUAUUCAGCAUUGUUCUUGAAUAUGGAGGUUCAUCUCGCUCAUCUAGAGUUUCAUUCCCUUCCUCAAAAUGGUCUAGCUUGCCUCAUCUUCAUUUCAUAAAUGUAGAAGUGGAUAACUUAAGUGCUCUGAGUGCACUCUGCGAAGGUGUUGGUAUGCCCCAAAUUAUCAAAAUGACCAUGGAAAGAGAUUCUGAUUCAAGCAAGGCCCUGGAUGAAAUUAUGGAAAAGCAGAGGUUGGAGGAAUUGCUGAACUUUGUUCCUCUUGAAGGCAAGUGCAAUAUGGGAUCUCUAGAGGCUGUAGGCAGAAGAGAUUGUUCCUCUUUUGCAGUGGCAUCUGAUCUUAUUCAGCAGAAUGUUAUGUCUUCCCCUACUACAGUGAUUGUUGUAAACACUCAAAAUUUUGACAAGGAAAUGAUAAUAUCCAGAAGAAGUACCUACCAGAAAAUUCUUGCAAUGGAGAAAGAAGGUGCACAAGUUAUAGAACGGGAUUCAAAUCUGCCUGUGGAUCUUAUGCUCAGUCCUGCAAUUUGCCUUGUCUGGUAUGAUUGCAGAACCAUUGGAAUGAAAGCAGCUGCUUUGGUUGAAGAUUCUUCAUGCUUACCUCUGUGCAUUGAGAAUAUUGCAACAACUAUUUUGACAAUGCUGAGUUUUGCUUUCAGUUGCUGCAUCCUGAUAUUUGAGGGGGAAUCCACCUCCCUCUCUAUGGUAAUGGAAUCUUCUGGUGAACUUUAUGCUGCUGCAGCAAGCCUGGGCAUUGAUUUACAGCUCUUUUGCUCCUAUUCAGCUGACUUAACCGCUGAAAUCAUAUUGGGUUGCAUUGGAUAUGCUGUUAAGUUGACCAGGGCCCUAUAUCCCAAAAUGCUUGAGUCAGAAAGUCUUGCGGAAUCGUUUCUUACCAAAUUUCCUUCAAUUAAUCCACUAACUGCGCAUGCUAUGCUGUCUUCAGGAGGCAUGCUCAAUGAAUUCUUGGAGCUGACGAAUGAGCAAAGGAUCCUUGCAUUGCAAAGAUAUUACAUUCCAGUUGAAAGUAUUGCUUUAUUUAGUGCUUUGUGUAGAUAUGGUGAGCGAGAGGACUCAAAAUCAAUAAUGACAGAUUGCUCGUCUUCGGUUUCUUCGGGUCCUGACUCUGAUAAGUGUCAUUUUAAGCUUGAUUCUAUGAGGGAACAAACAUACGUUAAUGGUCCUCAAAAAGUUGACAUAAGUAUAGAUGACUUUUUGCAGUCCGAGCCCUUCAACCAAAUCACUGAUGAGAUCCUGAAUCCUUCUGGAGUACCCAAACCAUAUGACUCUUGUAUGCCUAAAGACCCGGAUAGAUUUGCUGAGGAUAGAGAGCCAGGUUCAUUUUUAGAGCACAUGCUUGAUCAGAAACGGGUAUUGGGUCUCGCUGUGAAUAGCAAUCCUACCAGAAUUCCAAGGCAGAACGAUUCUCGAAUAUAUGGAGUCACAAUGCGAAAUAAAUCUUUAAAAGAAAAAUUUUUGGGUCAAAAUCAGAAAACAGAAUUAUCUCUGACGGACAACUUGGGUUGGUGGAGCACCCGUAACUCUGGCAAUCUGCAUGAGGACUUCAUCGGGGAACUUGUAGAUCUCACUGACGGUUCCUCACCGUUUGAGGACAUAUAUCCAGCAGCUAAUUCGCUGUCUCUGACAAACGAGAUAGAAGAAGACUCCCCAAAACAGUCUGCAAUUGCAAGAAGAUUGUCUUUUGAUUACCCUAGUUUCCCAACAGCUGCUGAGAUAAACUCUGAUACGUACUUACAUGGUUCCCUGAAGGAUCAAAGACAAAAUUUCCAAGGACUUAAUGAUAAUGCAGUUACAGAUGGUAACAAUGAUAAGUUACCUUUAGUAACACCAAAAAGACGCUUAGAGGAGGUCUUAAUGCAGAAAUCUGCAGGUUCGAAAAGGUUAUCAUUCAAAGAAGAGAUAUCGUAUUAUGGUGGAACACCAUUCUCAAAAGCUAUCCGUUCCGCCAACUCACAACCGGGUUCGCCCUGGACAACAGAAUUUCUUAACAGAAUAAGAGAAAAAAGCAGACUGCGCCAGCAGGCCCGUCUUUGUGACUCCUCUACCCCUUGUUUCGAGGCUUCGAGGAAUAUAUCGAAGACUGCCAAGAGAAAAAGCCCAUCUAUUUUGGAAUUUUUUAAGUAUCAACGAAGCAGCACUCCUAGGGAAAGCCCAGGGCGGAAGAAUCAGAAGCAAUCAAGUCAAUCAUCAUGCUUACCCAAGGGAAAAAGGAAUUCAGCAUUGCUUCCUUCAUCAUGUACACCAGUUGAUAAAAGAGCAAGACAGACCCUAUCAUUUGCAAUAAAUGAAAAUGGAAGCCAAACAAAGCUGGUCUGGAGUGAUGGCAGUGCUCAUCAUUUGAAAAAGUUCCGAAAACAAAAAUUGGAAAAGCAGGAAGGCUCAUACCAAUAAAUUGGUGUGGCAUCAUCUUAUUACCAGUUGUUUUUAAAGGCUUUACAUGACAUCCUUA
This is a messenger RNA of Carica papaya (papaya), 4429 nucleotides long. Lineage: Eukaryota; Viridiplantae; Streptophyta; Magnoliopsida; Brassicales; Caricaceae. The record is from RefSeq and is a predicted model, not a curated record.